AGUGGUGCAUUAGAGCAACUUGAAUUGAAACUGAUCCAACACAACCCCGUUUUAACCGGAGUUUUUACCAAACCAAGUUAGAUCGGAUUUAACUGUAACAAACAGACAUAAAAAACGACCAAUGCAGACCGACAUAUGACGGUCGUAAUCCAAAUUGUUCAUAUAUUUUUUUUGUCUGACCGAUUAGUAUGUUUGCGUGACGGUACCAACACUGGAUUAAACCAAUUCCGAUCUGGUUUGAACCAACCAAAAUCGAUAUUGCCUUUAUUUAUCUAUUGGGUCCGGUUCAGUCAGUUUAGAGCACUGCCUUAACUUGUUGCCUCGGCCACUGCCUUAACUUCUCGUCUCAGGAGAUUAUUUGUUGGCUGUCCUGAGAGAAUGCGGUUAAAAAGAGGCUUUCUUUCUUGUUAACCAAGCACAGGCGAGUGACAUGGCUGUUACACUUGAUUAAACCAAUUCCGGAAUGCUUUAAACCAAUCAAAAUUGAACUGGUUUGGUCAAUACUCUGUGGUCUUUUCUUUUGUCCGUAUCUCUUUCGACAGUGAGUUCAGGUUUGAGCUGGAAAAGGGUCGAUUCAGCAGUUGCGAUGGUGUUGAUGGUGCGGAGUGCUAAAGCUUUGAGAUCUGUUCAUCCUCGUUUCAUGCAGACAGCUACUCUGACAACUGCUUUUUUCAACAGCCGACACGAGUUCUUCUUGUCUUGCUGUGAAAGAGGCUUCUCUAGUCUCAGCAGCGAGAGAAACCUCUCUUACAAAGAGAGAUUAAGAAGUGGGCUUGUUGGUAUUAAGAAAGAUGAUGCAGUUCAUCUCUUACAGUCCAUGCUUCAGUCUCGUCCCCUUCCCACCAUCAUAGAUUUCACUAGACUGCUUAGCGCCGUCGCCAAGACUAAACAGUACGAUCUCGUCUUGUCUCUCUGCAGACAAAUGGAUGCAACGAAGGGGGUUUCGUUUGAACUCUACACUCUUAACAUAAUGAUCAACUGCUUUUGCCGGCGCCGGGAACUCGGUUUUGCUUUUUCUGUAAUGGGAAAGAUCCUGAAACUCGGGUAUGAGCCUGACACGAUCACGUUCUCGACUUUGGUAAACGGGUUAUGUCUCCAGGGUAGAGUUUCAGAAGCUGUGGCGAUUGUUGAUAGAAUGGUGGAAAUGAAAGUUAGGCCAAACCUCGUAACGCUCAACACUCUUGUCAAUGGACUUUCUCUCAAAGGUCAAGUGUCCGAAGCUGUGGCACUAGUCGAUCGGAUGGUUGAACAUGGAUGCGAGCCUAACGCAUGUACCUACGGACCGGUUCUGAACAGCAUUUGUAAGUCUGGAAACACUGGCUUGGCUUUGGACUUGCUAAAACACGUGGAAUCAAAGGUGAAGCUUAACGUAGUCCUCUACAGUAUGGUCGUUGAUAGUCUCUGCAAAGAAGGGAACCUCGACGAUGCGCUUAAUCUUUUCAAUGAAAUGGAAACGAAAGGGAUCGAAGCAAAUGUCAUCACCUACAACACUCUCAUAGGCAGCUUCUGUAGAGCGGGAAGAUGGGAUGAGGGUGCGAAGUUGCUGAGUGAUAUGAUCACAAGGAACAUCAACCCCAGUGUCGUCACGUUCAGUGCUUUGAUCGAUUGUUUUGUGAAAGAAGGAAAGCUUAAGAAGGCUAAAGAAUUGUACAAUGAGAUGAUGGCAAGGGGCGUAGAUCCUGAUACCAUUACAUAUAGCACUCUCAUCCAGGGGUUUUGUCAAGCGGGGAAACUUGAUGUCGCCAAAGAACUCUUCCAAGAGAUGGUUUCUCGCGGCGUUGAACCCAGUGUUGUGACUUAUGGUAUUUUGAUGGAUGGGUUGUGUGACAAUGGAGAAGUAGAAGAAGCAUUGGAGAUACUUGAUAAAAUGCACAAGUGUAAAACGGAUCCUGGUAUUGGUAUAUAUAACAUCAUCAUUCACGGGAUGUGUAAUGCUAGUAAGGUAGACGAUGCUUGGAACUUAUUUUGUAGUCUUCCUCUCAAAGGUGUGAAGGCUGAUGUGAAAACAUAUACUAUAAUGAUUGGAGGACUAUGUAAGAAAGGCUCGUUGUGUGAAGCAGAUAUGUUGUUUAAAAAAAUGAAAGACGAAGGGAUUGCGCCAAAUGAUUGUACAUACAACACGAUGAUCAGAGCUCAUCUAGGAGGAAGUGGUGUAGCCACUUCAGUUGAACUCAUAGAAGAAAUGAAGAGGUGUGGGUUCUCUGCAGAUGCUUCCACCAUGAAGAUGGUUAUUGAUAUGUUAUCUGAUGGGAGAUUGAACAAAAGCUUUUUGGAUAUGCUUUCUUGAGUGUCUGUUAUUAUUAGUUGAUGUCAGGUUCUUUUGGUUAUGUAAGGGUUAAAUGUGAGUUCUCGGGUUUUUUUUUCCGAUAAAUAAUAGUUAAUUAAUUACAAUGGAAGUAUUUUGGUU
This is a messenger RNA of Raphanus sativus (radish), 2407 nucleotides long. Its product is annotated as pentatricopeptide repeat-containing protein At3g22470, mitochondrial. Gene Ontology annotation, molecular function: protein binding. NCBI's taxonomy places the organism in Eukaryota, Viridiplantae, Streptophyta, Magnoliopsida, Brassicales, Brassicaceae. The record is from RefSeq and is a predicted model, not a curated record.